Molecule: messenger RNA, 2188 nt
Organism: Apis florea (little honeybee)
Lineage: Eukaryota; Metazoa; Arthropoda; Insecta; Hymenoptera; Apidae
Gene: DNApol-epsilon58
Product: DNA polymerase epsilon subunit 2
Biological process (GO): error-prone translesion synthesis; DNA-templated DNA replication
Cellular component (GO): epsilon DNA polymerase complex
Molecular function (GO): DNA binding
Source: RefSeq, a predicted model, not a curated record
ACAUUAUAACAUCUUAUGAUCUGAAGUCAAAAAAAUUUAUUUUUGUCUAAUAUAUAAUACGUGUAUAUAUAAUAUAAAUAUCUAUUUAUAAUUAUGUCUGAUGAAAAAGUAAUAAAAACAAUACAAAGUACCUUCUCAUUAUAUGGACUUGUACUUUCAAGAAAACUUAGUCUUGCACUAGCUAAAGAACUUUUAAAUGUAGAAGAAAGUGAACAGGAAAAUUGGCUUACACAAAUAAUAGAACAUGUUUUGGCUCAAAAUUUAACUGAUCCAAAUGUAACUAUUGAAACUCUAAAGCUAGCAAUACAAGAAUAUAUAAGACCAAAUACAUUAAAGGAUACAGAAACAGUUUUAAAUGUUAUAGAUAUAUUUGAUGUACCUAAAAUCACAUAUGAUUUGUCUAAAAAAAAAUUUAUUUUGGAAAAUAUUUCACCAGAUUUAUAUGCUGAAGCACAAUAUAAAUCUACAAUUUUUAAAGAUAGAUUUGAAUUACUUUGGUAUAGAACUUUAAGACAUGAAUUAUUUACACCACCAAAACUUGGUGAAAAAAAAGAAAAUUGGAUUGAAUUAACAUCAAUUGAAUAUCUAUUGAGUGAAAGUAAAAAAGGAAAUGUUUAUGUAAUGGGUCUUUUAACUGAAUUAACAGAGGGACAAUAUUAUUUAGAAGAUACAGAAGGUUUUAUAAAACUUGAUCUAAAAAAAGCAAAUUUUCAAGAUGGUUUAAUUAUGGAGGCUUCUAUUGUAAUAGUUAAUGGAAAUUUCCAAGAAGGUGUUUUACAUGUAGAAAAUAUAGGUUUGCCACCAGCAGAAUCAUCUAACAAUGCACGUGUAGAUUUUGGUAAUACUAAUACAUUUGGUGGUUCUCACAAUUUAUCUUUGAAGUUUUCAGAAAAAUUAAAAAUUUUUGAAGAAAGUAAUAAAGAUGGAAUGAUUGUUUUUGUAUCUGAAAUAUGGUUAGAUGAUGUAACUGUUUUACGUAAAUUUAAAACUAUGAUAGAAGGAUAUUCUGAAUGUCCUCCUAUAGCUUUUGUAUUAUGUGGCCAUUUUUUAAGUUUUUCUACAAAUAUAUCAAGCAAACAUAAAUUGAAAAAAGGGCUUAAAAAUCUUGCUGAUAUAAUAAUACAAUAUCCAGAUAUAAAACAAACUUCCAAAUUUAUUUUUGUACCUGCAUCAGAUGAUAUUGGAUCACCAAAAAUUUUACCAAGAUCACCACUUCCAAAACAUCUUACAGAAGAUUUUAGAAAAAAUAUACCUGGUGCAAUCUUUACGACUAAUCCAUGUAGAAUUCAGUAUUGUACAAAAGAAAUUGUGGUGUUAAGAGAAGAUAUAUUAACAAAAAUGUGUAGAAAUGCACUUCACUUUCCAAAUCAAGGCAAUAUCUAUGAUCAUUAUGCUAAAUCAAUCAUCUGUCAAUCUCAUUUGUCUCCUUUGAGUUUGUCAGUAAUACCAAUAUAUUGGAAAUAUAAUCAUUCUUUACAAAUAUAUCCUACUCCAGAUCUUAUUGUGGCUGCAGAUAGAUUUGCAGAAUAUGAAACUAAUUAUUCUAAUUGUCAUGUACAGACUGGGCCCCGGCAUAUCUCAAUUCACUGCGCUGGAAGCAUAAGUCAAUUACUGGCCGUUUAAUCAAACAUCAAUAUAAGGAUUAUAACUUUAUAGAACAACGCGUAAUAUAUGAGAUGCAAUAAUAAAACGUAAUAGUACGAUUCACAAAUAUUACAAUUUCAUAUUAAUAACAAGCUGAAUUGUUAUUAACAAUAGCAGCUAUACAGAAAGGAAACAUAUGUAGUUAAUGUAAUAAGACAAAAUUUUUGUUUAGCAAAUUUUAAGAUAGAAACAUUAAUUUCAUUAUUUAAAUCGAUCUCUUUCUUCAGCAUACAAACUUUCACUCUCAUCCUACACAUACAUUUUAUGCUCUCUCGUCCUUUCUGUACACUAUAUAACUUUAGCAAUCGUAUACGAAUUACGAAUGCUGCAAAAAAUUUUAAUGCUUCAAAUAUUGAAGCUAAGUAUCGUAUUGAUAUAACGAACAAACUUACAAUCGUGGCAAGCUAAUGCUAAACUUUUACAAACGUUCGAUUACAGUAUGAGCAUUAGAGUGUUAGAAAAAACAGAGAUUAAUGAUUAAUAUGUAUAAUAAUGAACUGUAAAGGCUACGCGCAUUUACUCAUCGAAAUAUAUUACAAUGCCA